Messenger RNA from Drosophila hydei, 381 nucleotides. Its product is annotated as COP9 signalosome complex subunit 9 homolog. The record is from RefSeq and is a predicted model, not a curated record. The transcript is spliced from 2 exons. Gene Ontology annotation, biological process: negative regulation of protein neddylation. Bases 86 to 316 code for a protein of 76 amino acids. Lineage: Eukaryota; Metazoa; Arthropoda; Insecta; Diptera; Drosophilidae.
GCUGUUCUUUGUCAAAGCUAGGCAUAAACUAUUCAAGGGAUAUAUUUAUAUAGCAAAAACUUACAAAAACAUAUAUCAAAAUUAAAUGGACUUAAAUAUGAAACCUUCGCUUGCAGUCGAUGAGAUGUUCUCAGAGGGCGCCGGUUAUAUGGACAUGGAGGAGUCGGGCAGCGCUACCGGUAUGAUGAUGGAUCAUUUGCCUGCACCAACCAAUGACAAACAUGUACAUGCCGAUUUUUACAAUGAUUUCGAUGAUCUUUUUGAUGAUGAUGACAACUGGGCCAAAAUCCGCCGAACGGGUGAAAAUGCCAAAUAGAUUAAAAACUCGUAGAAUUGUCUAUUUCAUUAGCUGCUUAACUAUAUAAUAAACUUAUUUAAAGA